Molecule: messenger RNA, 4279 nt
Organism: Manis javanica (Malayan pangolin)
Lineage: Eukaryota; Metazoa; Chordata; Mammalia; Pholidota; Manidae
Gene: DNAJC27
Product: DnaJ heat shock protein family (Hsp40) member C27
Biological process (GO): phagosome-lysosome fusion
Cellular component (GO): late endosome; lysosome; phagocytic vesicle
Molecular function (GO): GTP binding; GTPase activity
Source: RefSeq, a predicted model, not a curated record
AGGCAGCGGCGGGGAUGGCGAGCCGCGGAGCCGGGGUGGUGACGAUAGCAGCAGACCUGCCAUUGGACAAGGAGGCCUGAGGGACGGGCCAGCGCGGUGAACAAGGAGAGACCGAGGCGGGUGGCCUCGAGAGAGUGAGGGCAAUGGAGGCCAACAUACCGAAGCGGAAGGAGCCUGGCAAGUCCCUGCGCAUCAAAGUCAUCUCCAUGGGCAACGCCGAAGUGGGAAAAAGCUGUAUUAUAAAGCGGUACUGUGAGAAAAGAUUUGUGUCUAAAUAUCUUGCAACAAUUGGAAUUGACUAUGGAGUCACAAAGGUACAAGUCAGAGACAGAGAACUCAAAGUUAACAUCUUUGAUAUGGCUGGACAUCCCUUCUUCUACGAGGUUCGUAAUGAGUUUUACAAGGAUACACAGGGUGUGAUAAUGGUCUAUGAUGUUGGUCAGAAAGAAUCCUUUGACGCCCUUGAUGCGUGGCUGGCAGAAAUGAAGCAAGAUCUCGGACCUCAUGGAAACAUGGAGAAUAUUGUGUUUGUGGUGUGUGCCAACAAGAUCGACUGUGCCAAGCACCGCUGUGUAGAUGAAAGUGAAGGGCGCCUUUGGGCAGAAAGCAAAGGGUUCCUGUACUUUGAAACAUCAGCACAGACUGGAGAAGGAAUCAGUGAGAUGUUUCAGACCUUUUAUGUAUCCAUAGUUGACUUAUGUGAGAAUGGCGGGAAGCGACCUGUCACAAAUAGCAGUGCUAGUUUCACCAAAGAGCAAGCAGAUACCAUUCGCAGAAUUCGAAACAGUAAAGACAGUUGGGACAUGUUGGGAGUCAAACCUGGGGCCUCAAGGGAUGAAGUCAAUAAAGCAUAUCGAAAACUUGCUGUGCUGCUUCACCCUGACAAGUGUGUGGCCCCUGGCAGUGAAGAUGCCUUCAAAGCAGUUGUGAAUGCCCGGACAGCCCUCCUGAAAAACAUCAAGUAGAAAAGAAGAAAACAGCAGAAACAGAAGUGGACAUUAUCAAAACCGCAGAAAGUUUGGUGUGACCUUAUAAACAAGUUGCUCCUUUUACAGUGAGUUCCUUAGGUAGGAUUUCAGCUAUCAGUCGUUCCAUAACCAAUGAGCUCGUGGCAGUCCUUUGGAAGUUUGUGAAAGGAGGCCAAGACAAUUCCGAAUCGAGCCGCCCUUGUGUGAAAUGUGCCCUGUUCCAACCACCAGGGGGAGACAGGCUAGUCCCGGGAGAGACUAGGAGGUGGCAGUCGCCAAGUCCGGCUGGCUGCUGCCAGUCCUGCGCCUGGAUCUGAGGCCUUUCUUUAGCCAUGGAAAUGGGUGCUGGUAGCAGCAAAGAGCAUGGUGUACCUAGGGAUCAGGAAUCAGUUUUGCAGGUCACACCAGAGAUUGUGCAGAGGGGCAAGGCCAAAGAGCAGGCCAGCCCCGGUCAGCAUGUUUGAUGCUCUAGAAGAGCCCCCACAGGAGGCAUAUGCCUCUUCUUUCUACAUCUCUGUCCAGACAGGUGGGAAAGGCAGGGGUACUCCCCCAUGCACUGGGCCUCUUCUUUGCUUCAUCAAUGUUAGUUCUUUUUUCCUCUUCAGUGCUUCCUUGUUUUUUUUAUAUACUACAUCUGCCGUCAUUUCUCCUGAAUCCCUGGCUCCUGGCAACUACCUGCUCCAGUCUCCCUUUCAGGCCCUGACCUUACAAGCCCUGGUUGACCAGAGACGAGUUUGGAUCCUCUGGUGGUGCUGGAGGGAGAGAUCUGAAGGCCUGGGUAGGAGGAACCUUUUUCCUUUUUGCUUGGGCUCCAAAUUUCUGAAUAGUAAUAUUUUUCAACUAUAGAUUAUGAAAACUAAUUUCACACAGAGAAAUACAUUCCCUUGCAUUGUCUCCUCCUCAGUGUCCAAGGGAUGGAUGAAAAUUGAGUAUUAGGACUGGCCAUUUCUCCAGAGCUUAGAGAGCCAGUCUCACUGACUCAGUACGUCAUCACUGUCAUUACAUUACUCGUAUUUUUAGCUGUGGCCACGUUGCACUAAUUGGGGUUUUAAAGCAUAUAAAACGUUACUGUUUGUGAAUUUUAAGCAGCUAUCCCAUAUUGAUCGCAUAAUGGCACUUACCUUACCACCUAAAGGGAAAAGCCACUUUGGUUUAAUCCAGGCCCUUUGCAGUCUUCAUAAUCCUUCCGUUCUGCAAAGCACUUCACGGUGUGGCUGCACUUGGGCUGCGUUGAGCUUGUUCAGGAAGCCAGAACGUUUUUUUCUAAUAUGAAUUUCCAUCUUGGUGAUAUUGAAAUGCCUUUUUUUUUUUUAACGAAUUGAGUCUGAUAUUUGAUUUCUUGCAGCAUUUCCCUCUGGACUUUUCAUUUUAACUAGCUUAGUUAAAUUACACAGAACUCCAACCCAAAAUUCUUCGGGACCUCAAUUUUGCUUUAAGGCCUUCAUCAUACCUGAAGUAAUUAAACCAAGAUCUGUUCUUGCAUCAGAAUUAGUCAGGUAAAUGAGAGGUUAUGCAUGGUAGUGUCAGCCCAAAUUGACAUGACAGCUUGCUGAGUGUGUGACCCUGUAUAAAGCUGAUGCCCGUUUUCAUCACUGUUAUUGAAGACAAGAUUGGUCACCUCAUUCAGUGAUAUUGUACAGAUGAGCAGUUACAGCAGGCCACGUUCUUUAGUGCCUCUAUUCGCAUGCUUACAUAACAGGUGGCUUUAGCCUGAUCUUGAUUCCUAAGUAGAGACUCAGUUCCCAACACCUUAUUUUUAAGGUUAAGGAUGGCCAUGAACUACUUUGUUUAUGUAAAAGAAAGAAAAAAAGAAAGUUAAAUUUCAGGGUCCUAGAAUUUUUCUGACAUCCAUAAUCCUUGAAUAGAAUACUGAGAGAUAAUAAAGCAUGAUUUGCAAUGAAAAGGUUUUUUGGUACUACCUUCAUACAAAACUUUACAGACCUCUGUGCAUUGAUUUAAAUUUUUGGUGCCAAUAUACUGUGCAGUUGAACCUUAUUAAAAUUCUUCAGUCAGUUACCAUUUCAAAAUACAUAAGUGAGAAUAAGAACUAGCCAAAUUAUUUCAAUGGCUAAAAAUUUUUUAUAGAGAAUCUUCUUUUCAAAAAAUAAUAAAAGGCUCAAACAGCUGUUAUUAAAGAAAAGCUGUUUCUUCUACAUCUGAGUCACCAAGAAUUAAGUUUUAAGACUUGUGAGAAGUCCCCGGAGGCAUUUCCAGUUAAUUGCCAACCUACCUAAGCACUUUAAAAUACGCCCUCCUUUUGUUCCUCUGUUCCUCUGCUCCACUUCGUGCCUCUCAUUUGAAUUAAUAUUCUCAACUGUCAGCAUUUCUUUCACUUCAGCAUUGUCAUUUUAUUUCCUCCCAGAAAUGUGUCCUUGGUUUUGCUAGCCUGUUAACUUGAAAGCCCAGUCUUGGGGGUAUUGUGUGGCUACCCAAGGUAAAUGGCUGUGCUCCGUAGAGUGCACCCUGUUCUUUAAGGCUUACGUUUAUCUCAGGAAACUUAACUCUCGUAUGUUCUCAUGCAUUGAGUUCUCAACUGGUAAAUAUUGCUUUACUCAUAAUCUAGUACCUAACCCACUGUUAGCCAAAUGAGCCAUAGGCAGCGCAGCUUAGCCAGAGCAAACGGUGGUGCUCGCAAGCCCUGCUGUUCCUCACAGAACAAAGACAAAAUCCAGAGCGGGAGGGAGGGUGGAGCUGUGUGCAGAUUGCUUUCCACAGUGAGGGUGCCCUUCUCACAAGUGAUUUCAGUAGGCGCUGCAGUGUCACUCUUUCCCCACUGCACUCCAUCUAGCUCACUCUGAGUCUGCCAACAUUUCUGUAAAACUUUUGAGAAUGAGUUUAGCUGCAAUAUAUAGCUAACCACCUUCCAUUACAAGUUUUGUGAAGUGAAGUUCCUACUUCUCAUAACUGAUAUCUAGCACAAUGUAAGACACAGUUAAUACUGUUUGUACAUUGGUUUUUCCCAUUAAAUGUUUCUAGAUAAGACAAAACCUUACACUUGUGAUGUGGAUGUUAGAUCGUGUCUAACAAGCAGUGCAAUAUUAAGUGCAAUAAAGGCCCUGUUGGUGAAAUGACUUGUUGGGAUGUGGACAGUUUGUGUUCACCUCCUGCACUGAUUGUGGGGGGGUGUUCGUCCCCUUGGACUGUGAGUGCAGAGUCUCUAGAGAAGCCCUUGCUCUUACAAGGUAAUUUACAUAUUUGCUUUCUGUUGCAAAAACUGAAAAUGUUAAGUCUAACGGUUGUUUAUGUCUUGUACAGAGAGUGUCAUAUGUAUUUAAGUUGUGUAUUUUUAUAAAGUAAAGUUAAAAAUCAGA